UUUGUGUUUUUUUGCGAUCGACGAGGGACCACUGUGUUCUAAUUUUUUUUUUUGAAGAUGUGAAACUACCUUCACACACUGAAGACCAACAUCAUGGUCGUGAACAGUCAGUGACCAGAACCUGGUGGGAACAUGACUGGUCCGCGCUGAACCUCUUUGUCGAAGGUCACUGCUGAACUUGCAGGUGGUGGCAGUGCCUGAUAUGUCCAGCAGGGCGGCAGUGUUUGAUGGCUGUGGCCUCCUCUGGGCCUUACUGUUGGGAUCAGUCCUCACUGGUCCACCAGUGAGAGCCUGUCCCAACAGCUGUCACUGUAUAGAGAAGAGUGGCAACACGGUGGUCCAGUGUGUUUCUCGAAACCUGUACCAGAUCCCCACGGAGCUCCCCAAGGAGACGGUGGUUCUGCUGCUGUCGUCCAAUCACAUCAGACAUGUUCCCAGCCACGCCUUCAGAGAACUGCAUUAUCUCCAGGAGGUGGAUCUGUCCAACAAUGAGAUUGAGACCAUGGACGUUGGGGCGUUCCAGGGUCUUUCCGUCAGCCUCCUGGUACUGGACCUGUCCAACAACCACAUCCAGAGUGUCCCUAAGGACGUGUUUGCCCACCUGCGGGCAAAGGUCAGCCUGUCCCACAACCCGUGGCACUGCGAGUGCACGCUGCAGGAGGUCCUGAGGGAGCUGCGGUUGGACCCCGACACGGUCAAUGAGGUCAUCUGCCACACGGCGGUGCAGGACGAGUACGCGGGACAACCGCUGAUCCAGGUGCUGGACUCGGGGAUCAACUUCUGUAACUUCCACCAUAAGACCACGGACGUGGCCAUGUUUGUCACCAUGUUUGGUUGGUUCACCAUGGUGAUCGCGUACGUCAUCUACUACGUCAGACAAAAUCAAGAGUACGCACGACGCCAUCUGGAGUACCUCAAGUCUCUGCCCAGCACUUCUCAGAUCAGUAAGGACUUUGACACCAUCAGCAGCGCCCUCUAGAGGAUCUGCCUGUAACUCAUGGCAACAAAGGUGUGGUUUACUACAGAAAAUAUAUAUUUAAAAAAAACUGUCAGAGCUGUAAAAUCCCGUCACCAACCGAAAUUGUUAUCAACUGACCACUGUGCACCAAUCUGACCAGGACCAGAAUCCUACUGGAGUCUUAACGUCAUUACUGCCACAUUUUCUGGUUGUGACAUUUUUUGUCACAGACCAGAGUGGACGUUUUUAUGACAUUUUAUAUGUUGUUUACAUUUUGUAGAUUGUUAGUGUGAAGUAGACUUCGUUUUUAAAAUGAACUGGAUUUUCUCAUUCCAUUCAUCCGUUGUCGGCCGGUGUGGGUCACAUGAUGCGUGCCAUAAAAA
Cynoglossus semilaevis (tongue sole) is the source of this 1341-nucleotide messenger RNA. RefSeq names its product leucine rich repeat containing 3 (gene lrrc3). Gene Ontology annotation, molecular function: protein binding. The transcript has a single exon. The record is from RefSeq and is a predicted model, not a curated record. Lineage: Eukaryota; Metazoa; Chordata; Actinopteri; Pleuronectiformes; Cynoglossidae. Bases 203 to 979 code for a protein of 258 amino acids. Gene Ontology annotation, cellular component: plasma membrane.